GUAAAUAACACUGAUGCUGAAGGCAGGCUUGUGUUGGGGGAUGGUGUGGCAUAUGCUGACAAAGACUUGAAGGCAGAUGUCAUACUAGAUAUGGCCACCUUAACUGGUGCUCAGGGUAUAGCAACAGGUAAAUACCAUGCGUCUGUGAUAUUUCUAGGUAAAUACCAUGCAUCUGUGAUAACUAACAAUGAGAACUGGGAGCCUGGGUGUGUCAAGGCAGGCCAGAACUCUGGAGACCUGUGCCAUCCCAUGAUUUACUGUCCAGAGGUCCAUUUUGCAGAGUUCUCCAGUGCAGUAGCUGAUAUGAAAAAUUCCGUCGCUGAUAGAAGUAAUGCCCAAGUGUCCUGUGCAGGGAUGUUCAUAGCAGCACAUUUAGGAUUUGACUUUCCAGGGACUUGGAUUCAUGUAGAUAUGGCAUACCCUGUACACAGUGGUGAAAGAGCAACUGGUUAUGGAGUCGCUCUUUUGUUGUCCUUAUUUGGUCAAAGCUCACAAUCGGCACUUUUGCAGUC
This is a messenger RNA of Owenia fusiformis, 512 nucleotides long. The record is from the annotation of a GenBank genome assembly. NCBI's taxonomy places the organism in Eukaryota, Metazoa, Annelida, Polychaeta, Sabellida, Oweniidae.